Messenger RNA from Trichoderma aggressivum f. europaeum, 705 nucleotides. RefSeq lists its product as uncharacterized. The record is from RefSeq and is a predicted model, not a curated record. Gene Ontology annotation, cellular component: cytoplasm. Gene Ontology annotation, molecular function: glyoxalase III activity. NCBI's taxonomy places the organism in Eukaryota, Fungi, Ascomycota, Sordariomycetes, Hypocreales, Hypocreaceae. Bases 1 to 705 code for a protein of 234 amino acids. The transcript is spliced from 3 exons.
AUGGCAUCCAAAUUCCGUGUUUUGAUGGUCCUCUCAUCGGCCUCCAAGUUCACCACAACUGGCGCCCCUACAGGGUGGUACCUCCCCGAGUUCGCUCACCCAUACAAGGUCUUGAGUGAAAUUGCCGAUAUUACAGUUGUCUCGCCAAAGGGCGGUCUCUCUCAAGUUGACCCAGGCUCGGUCAAGAAUACGGCGACAACUGAUUCGCUCUCUCACUCUUUCUUACGUGACAAUGAAUCAGUGUGGUCCAACACUGGCAAAAUCAGCGACUAUGUUGGAAUGGGAAACGAGUUUGACGUCAUCUGCCACCCAGGUGGCCACGCACCUCUGUUUGACUUGGCCGAGGAUAACGACCUGAAGACCCUGAUUAGUGAGCUUUAUGAAGCUGGCAAGAUCGUUGCAGCAAUUUGCCACGGUGUUAUUGUUCUCAAGGAUGUCAAGCUCUCCAACGGCCAAUACCUGGUUGCUGAUGAGCCAGUUACUGGCUUCAGCAACGAGGAGGAGGACAAGGUUAAUUUGACCGAUGCAUGCCCGGUGCUUGUGGAGACAGAGUUGGUCAAGAUGGGAGGCCGUUUCGAAAAGUCAGACGCUCCAUUCAAGGCACAUGUCACUGUUGCACACAACGGACGUCUAAUCACUGGACAGAACCCAGCUAGUGCUCCAGGAUUUGCUGAAGCAAUCAAGCAGUCGCUCCUCAAGGCUUGA